AUGGCCAAACGAGGUGCCGAGGAGCAGAUCACGAAGGAUAAUUUGAAUCUCCAAGAUAAUGAUUCAGAUGAAGUACAUGGACCAUCGUAUGCAAGUGCUGAUGUAAUUGCCAAAAGACGAAUUUUGAAACCUAAGGGCAAGUCUCUCUCAGGUUCCAAGAGUAGCCCUCAAUUCCACUUCUCUGCAACAAGCAAAAACGCUACUAUUUCUUCGAGUGUCGAUGUGGUUAAGAAUCUGAAAUUGAAAGCUCUCAACCUCAGGUUUGUUGAGGCAGUCAAAUCUACUGAGGGAGGUCAACUUGCGGAUUACAGGUCAAUUGCUCACAAGUACAUUGAGUACUACUCUUCCAUUGAAACUGGAGAAAGCUCCUCUUUGAUUUCCACUUCUUCUACCCUCAAGACCAAGGAAGCAAGUGCAGCUGAUAAAAUCGAGACAGAGAAGAAGAAUCCAUUUGCCAACAUCUCAUUUGGCAAACCAGCCAUUGCCCCGAAACAAGUCCAGACAAGCGAGAAGAAUGUUUCCGUCGAUAGUGAUGGCGAUAGUGACACUGAGGAUGAAAAGAAAAAAAUUCGGAUAGAGGGCCCGAAGUUCACCUUGACGUCUAAACCUACCAUCAAGAAGUCACCAUUCUCGUUUGGUCCCAAACCUGCCAAGAAAGUUAAUGAUGACUCUUCGGACUCUGAAAUUGAAAUCAAAGGGCCCUCAUUCACUUUUAACAAAGUGAUUAAAGACCCGGUAUUCAAUGUAAAAUCUGAAUCAACUGGUCAGGCGCAAGAUGCAAACGUUGAAAAGAUUGACUCAACUAAGAAAAACGAGACAGAGGAUCAGGCUUCACGUUCAACUAAAAGCACAUUUUCUUUUGGAAGUAAGAUGGAGUCUACUUCUAACACUCCAACGUUCCAGUUUGGCUCUACAGCACAAUCUAAAGACAAGCCUUCUGAGGAGCCUCCAUUCCAGUUUGGGAAAACAAAUGCAGAAUCGGCUCAGUCGAAUCCUUCGUUUCAAUUCGGAAACAAGGAUAGUCAAUCAAAUGAUUCAAAACCUAUUUUUCAAUUUGGAUCAUCAAAUGCUCCGCUGAGCAGUACUCAGCCAAAGCAGGCAAAGCAAGCAUUUCUGUUUGGUUCCAUUGGAACGGGUGCCCUAGUGGGCUCGUCAUCCACUCUGCUCGGACAAUCAUCUCAAACUAUGCCUUUAUCGACCUUACCUUUUGGUGGUCGUGGGAACGAGAAUUCUGACAAGCCUGCUCUUGGCUCCAGUUCGGGGUCGGCUUCUACUCUGUUCUUUGGUACUUCCAACAACUCCGUGCCGUUUGGUUCUAAAAUAGCCUCGACCUCCUCCCUCGGGCAAAAUAAUACAGGCUCCUCGACUCCUUCAUUUGUGACUGGUGCACAAACUGACAAUAUUUUGGAUGUGUCGAAAGGUGCUGACUUGGUGGCAGAGGAAGAUUCUGGAGCUCAAUUUACACCUGUUGCAUCUCUUGGAACGGAAAAGGUUGAUACCUCCAAUAGCGGAGAGGAGGGCGAGCAGAUUUUGUUCCAACGCAAAAGUAAAUUGAUGCUACUCGAUGUUCAGAAUAAAGAGAACCCAUAUACGAAUAUGGGUAUUGGCGAAUUAAAAGUAUUGAAAGGUGAAAAUGGUAAGAGCCGAAUUUUAAUGAGAGCAGAUGGUGGAUUGAGAGUUCUUCUUAAUGUCUCUUUGUUGAAGGACAUUACGUACACAACAAUUGGAAAUGGAUCUCUUGUUCGCGUUCCUGCUGUUGGCGACAAUGGGGUACUCCUGACGUAUGUGCUAAAGGUAAAAACUCCCAUCGACGGAAAAGAACUAUGUGAUACCUUGAAUAAGGCUAAUAACGUUUCCGCUCCUGAAUAA
Molecule: messenger RNA, 1869 nt
Organism: Sungouiella intermedia
Lineage: Eukaryota; Fungi; Ascomycota; Pichiomycetes; Serinales; Metschnikowiaceae
Source: the annotation of a GenBank genome assembly